Archocentrus centrarchus (flier cichlid) is the source of this 2028-nucleotide messenger RNA. Its product is annotated as protein RD3. The transcript has 3 exons. The coding region runs from base 246 to 932 and encodes 228 amino acids. The record is from RefSeq and is a predicted model, not a curated record. NCBI's taxonomy places the organism in Eukaryota, Metazoa, Chordata, Actinopteri, Cichliformes, Cichlidae.
UCUCAAUCCCACACUGGCACACAUACUACACACACCCCUCGCAGAAAUACACACACUGUCUGUCAGGGACCUUCACUGGUAGCAAAGCAGUCAGGUAGCUGUGAGCCACCAGCUGGAGUCUCAAGAUCUUCAUCCACUUUGAAUGUCGCAAGGCCAUGCAGGCCCGCUGCUGACAGAGGCUUCACCAAACAAGUGUUGGAUAUUCAUCAGAAGAGAAGAUACUGCGACUUUGUAACCCUUGUUUCAUGAAGAUGUUUCCUUGGUCUGCUGUUUUCACCCUUGAGCCCAAAGUGCCCGGCCAGCGAACUACUGAGGAGCUGGUAACCAAUACUCUGAUGCUGGAGCUGGGAGCCAUGGUCAAGCGCACUGAACGUAUCCGCUUAGAAAGGGCAACAGAGGGUCGGCGCCGCCGUCGCAGCUCUUCCUCUACAGCAGACUACAGCUGGCUGGCAAGCACCCCGACCCCACAACCCUACGAGCUCACUCCCAAUGACCUGCUGGAGCUGCAAGACCUCUGUGCCAAGAUCCCUCCUGCACAGUGUGGGCCUGUGAUCGUCAGGUUCAGGAGGCUGGUGUCACAGAUGGAGCCCGAGGUUCAUGAGGUUCCUCGGCUGUUCCGCUCUGUGCUGCGCGACUGCGUGGAUGAGAUGAAUGGAAACGAUGAGGUUCCGACUCAGGACGUGCCAUUUGAGAAGCAGCAGCGCAGCAAGAGCCUCUCCUUUGUCACUUUCCGCACAAAGUUCCGCACAGGGCAUUUCCUAAAGGGCAGCACCUUGAGAGGCUCCAGGGGGAACCUGCAGCAGCAGGUGGAUUGGUCUGAUGAUGAGGAGGAUGGCGAAGGGGAGGAGGAAGCCAUAAAGUCCAGGGCGAGGAAGGGAAGGAGUAAGAGCAUGCCGGAGAUCACCCCUAUAGAGCAGAGUGCUCAGGGUUGAGAAUAGGUGGGGGAGUCAGGAGAGAAAUAAUGCAGAGGGCCAUGUGCAAGGGAGGGGAGGAGAAUCUGUAGGAGUCAGAGAGAAAAGUAGGUGAGUCCAGAUUAUACAGGACAAGCAUUAAUAUGGGGAAGAAAGGACAGAGGAAAGGUAGCUGUCACGGAAACAAGGGACAAAUAUAAAUUUGAAAAAUGUUUCUUUCUAAAUUUUUUUGCUUCUUUCAAAAGAUGGAAAAAAGUCAAGAGAGGACUUAAAUAGAUUCCCUCACUGGCAGCUUUAGAGAAAGAAUUAUUGUUCUGAUGAUUUCUGUUGGGUAAAUGUGAAACUGCUCUUUGAUAUUGUUUUAUGUAAAUAAGACCAAACACACUAAAUACAAAUUAGUUUUGUGGGUAUUAAACCAAAGUACUGGACAAACUAACAUUUUGAUAUGACUAUGGCACUAUAUGAGAAAUCCAUAAAACACUAGCCCUAUUACAGUUUCUAAUGAGAAAGGCAUAAAUCCCUGUAUCAAAUCUGAGGGGUCCUAUUAUGCUCAUUUCACCUCAUAUUUUUGAGUAGUUUUGCCUAAUUCACACUUCAAAAUAAUCCCUCUUUGUCUAAGACUGGGCCUGAAACAAGCUAUAUUAGCUCCUUGCACUUUAAGACCGCUUUAUUCUGAUUGGUAACAGAUGGGUGGGGUUUCUGUGCCUGAAUACAGAUCUUCUUUCGGCUGCUCUCUUGCCACAGUGGAUCAUCUCUCUCCAUCUCAAUCUAUCCCUAGCAUCCACCUCAGUCCCACCAACCUCCUCCAUGUCUUCCUUUACUAUGUCCAUGAACCUUCGUUGUGGUCUUGCUAUUUAUCUCCUACCUGGCAGCUCCAUCUUCAACACUGUCCAUUAUAUCCACUAUCCAUCUCCCUCCCCUCCAAUGGCUGGGGUGACAUACAGAUCCAGGAGACAGGGAGAAAGAAACAAAUGAGCAUUUAGAGCAGUCUGAAUUCUGAGUUGUUGGUUCACAGGGAUUAUUGACCUCAUAGUUUUAAACAUGAGCCAUGUUUAACAUGAGCAUCAAUCAUUAUUACUGUACUGAGAUAAAUUAAGAAUAAUAGGUAAAAAAAAAA